Molecule: messenger RNA, 522 nt
Organism: Trichomonas vaginalis G3
Lineage: Eukaryota; Parabasalia; Trichomonadida; Trichomonadidae
Product: ribonuclease inhibitor domain-containing protein
Exons: 1
Coding region: 1-522 (173 amino acids)
Source: RefSeq, a predicted model, not a curated record
AUGACAUUUGACGCAAACAGUGAUUUUACAAUCAAUAAUUUGUUUGAACAAAUUAAUACGAACAAUAUUGAUACUAUUAAUAUAAAAGGAGAUGUAACAGAAAUAAACUACUUUUUGGGAGUUGAAUUCAUCAAAAAUGUCAAUAUUAAUACGGAUCACACUGUAACUUUAUCAGACUCACUUUUUUAUGGAUCAAGGAACAUAGAAUCAGUAACAUGUACAAAUAAUAUUGUUGUUGGUCCAAAAUGUUUUGAACAAUCUACAAUAAGAAACAUAGAUUUCACAAAAAUAACUGAAAUUGGGGAAGAUGCAUUUAGAAACUGCUACAAUAUAAAGAAUACCGAUUUGAAAGUUUUGACAGAUAUAGGUCCUUCUGCAUUUGCUUCAAGUGGAUUGGAAUCUGUGAUGAUUCCUUCGACAAUAUCAAAAAUUCCUGAUCAUUGUUUCUAUCAAUGUCCAAAUCUAACAAAUGUCGAAUUCAAAGGCCCUGUUGAUAUCGAUCAAUAUGCAUUUGCAGAUUGA